This is a messenger RNA of Neocloeon triangulifer, 1573 nucleotides long. RefSeq names its product cysteine desulfurase-like. Gene Ontology annotation, cellular component: mitochondrion; nucleus; cytosol. Lineage: Eukaryota; Metazoa; Arthropoda; Insecta; Ephemeroptera; Baetidae. The transcript is spliced from 11 exons. The record is from RefSeq and is a predicted model, not a curated record. Gene Ontology annotation, biological process: [2Fe-2S] cluster assembly. The coding region runs from base 81 to 1454 and encodes 457 amino acids. Gene Ontology annotation, molecular function: cysteine desulfurase activity; pyridoxal phosphate binding.
AUUUCGCGUGUUGUUUACUCCGCGAAGCCCACGAAAAGAUCAUAAACAAUUAUACAGUACCGCAGCGUGUACCAUUGAUAAUGUCGCGUUUGUGGGUGUUUAUGGGUAGGAGCUUGGACAAAAGCUUCUGCUGCACCCUUUUCCACAGAAAGUUCGCCCUUCCGAAUAGCACAGGAGGAUUUCAAAGGAAUUACGUAACACCGGCUAAAGAUAAAAUAGACAAGAAAAAUCUACUUGAGGGAUGCAGACCCUUGUACUUGGACGCACAAGCCACAACACCAAUGGAUCCAAGAGUUUUGGAUGCGAUGCUGCCUUACUUGACUAGUUACUAUGGCAAUCCACAUUCCCGCACACAUGCUUACGGAUGGGAAAGUGAAGAUGCCAUGGAGAUCGCAAGAAAACAAGUGGCGGAUUUGAUUGGCGCUAGUGAUCCUCGCGAAAUUAUUUUCACUUCUGGGGCUACAGAGUCCAACAAUGUGUCCGUCAAGGGUGUUGCCAGGUUUUACAGUUCGAGGAAAAAACACGUCAUCACAUCAGCAACAGAGCACAAAUGUGUUUUGGACUCUUGCCGAGUGUUGGAGUCGGAGGGAUUCAAGGUUACUUACCUGCCUGUCGGUCAGGGUGGGUUGAUUGACCUGAAGCAGCUUGAAAGCGAGAUCACUCCCGACACUUCUCUAGUUUCCAUCAUGACGGUGAACAACGAGAUCGGCGUCAUUCAGCCUGUCGAGGAAAUAGGGGCGCUUUGCAGGUCCAAGAAGGUGUUCUUCCACACGGACGCAGCUCAGGCUGUAGGAAAAAUUCCUCUUGACGUUAACAAAAUGAACAUUGACCUGAUGUCCAUCAGUGGCCACAAAAUUUAUGGUCCUAAAGGUGUUGGUGCUCUUUACGUGAGGCGCAGACCAAGGGUGCGUCUAGAGCCACUUCAAAGCGGCGGAGGCCAAGAGAGAGGAAUGCGAAGCGGCACCGUCCCAACUCCACUAGUGGUCGGUCUUGGUGCUGCCUGUGCUCUUGCUCAACGAGAGAUGGAGUAUGACCACGAGAGAAUGACCAAACUUUCAAACAGACUGCUUGAGAAAAUUUAUGCUAAACUGCCGCAAGUUGUGAGAAAUGGUGACCCGGUGAGGACAUACCCCGGUUGCAUUAACUUGUCUUUUGCUUAUGUUGAAGGCGAAUCACUACUGAUGGCCCUAAAGGACGUGGCCCUGUCAAGUGGCAGCGCUUGCACAUCAGCGUCGUUAGAACCUUCUUACGUUCUGCGUGCAAUUGGUGCAGACGAAGACCUGGCACAUUCCUCUAUCAGAUUUGGCUUUGGGAGAUUCACAACAGAGGAGGAAGUGGACUACACAGCUGAACGGUGCAUCGAGCAAGUUACGAGACUGAGGGAAAUGAGCCCUUUGUGGGAGAUGUUCCAAGAUGGAGUCGAUCUGAAGAGCAUCAAGUGGAGUCAGCAUUGAAACACUUCAGACUUUCAAAAAAUCCAUUCAUCAUAUAAUAAUAUAUUUUAAGUUGAAAACUAAUGCAAACGAUUAAAUUGUCUUUAGAAGAAAAUUAAAAAAUUUAUUUGGAAGCUUAA